This is a messenger RNA of Drosophila nasuta, 1616 nucleotides long. RefSeq names its product phenoloxidase-activating factor 2. Lineage: Eukaryota; Metazoa; Arthropoda; Insecta; Diptera; Drosophilidae. Gene Ontology annotation, molecular function: serine-type endopeptidase activity. The transcript is spliced from 3 exons. The record is from RefSeq and is a predicted model, not a curated record. Gene Ontology annotation, biological process: proteolysis. Bases 129 to 1520 code for a protein of 463 amino acids.
AGUUGAUGUUGUGCGCGAAUCGUCGUUGAAGUAAAUCGAUCUAGAGAGCUCGUAACGCGGCUAACAAGCUUAUGGAAGCGAGUGUUUAAUAUAUAUACUAAAAAAAUACAUAAUACCUGGCUAAAAACAUGAUAAGACUGCUUCUGUUCGCAUUCAUUGCGGUAGCCCAUCAACGACUGUCCAAUGGUCAGCAGAUGAAUGCAGCUCUUGAUGGAAUGUGCGGCGCUGAGGAAUUGUGCGUCUCGGACAAGUUGUGCACCGAGUCAGAUGACUCGGGACGCGAUGCAAUUGGACCGCGUCUUGGAAACAAUUGUGGUCAUGGAUAUGUGUGCUGUGAUCGCGAGCAGCUGGAGAGCUGGAACGCCACCCUGGCCAUGGAGGCAAGCGGGUCGCAGAGGAGCUUAUCUGCAACUCAGACUGUAACCACCAUGAAGACGCCAACUAUAACGACUCCGGCGACAUCGGUGACGACGGAGGAGCCUAGCGGUUAUGAGAGCUGUGGUUUUAAUAUGGAGUGUGUGCCGAGAAAGAUUUGCAGGGAAAAUUUGAUUAUCGAUGACGGACGCUUCAUCCUAAAUCCUCGCAUAGGCGACACUCCUUGCGUUGGUGCUCUGCAUCGCUGUUGUGCCAUAGAUAUGAAGAUCUCUGCCAAUGAGAGUUCGUAUGUGGACAAGUUGGCCAGCUUCAAGUAUCAGGGUUGUGGCUGGAGCAAUCCCAAUGGUCUGAUACCUGACCAGGACAACUACGAGUAUGCCAAGGAUGUCGCGCUCUUCGCUGAGUUCCCCUGGAUGGUGGCAGUGUUCAGUGGACGUAAUCAAUUCCUCUGUGGCGGCACUCUCAUUCACCCGCAGCUGGUGCUGACCAGUGCUCACAAUAUACAGAAUCACACGAUUAACACGCUAGUUGUCCGACUCGGCGAAUGGGAUCUGAACAGUCUCGAUGAGCCGCAUGAGCAUCAGGCGCGUCGCAUUAAGCAGAUCAUUCGCCACGAGGACUUCGAUCCGCGUGCGUUCUUCAAUGACAUUGCUCUGCUGGUGCUGAGUGAACCGGUGCCAAUUCAACCGCAUAUUCAACCACUUUGUUUGCCACCCACUGAGACGCCCGCCUUGCUGAGAGAGCUGCAGGAUACCCAAUGCUUUGCCACUGGCUGGGGUCGCCGCUUGCCUGGCAGCAGCCGGAACGAACAUCUGCUAAAGCGCAUCGAUCUGCCCUUCGUGAGUCGAGCCGAGUGUCAGGCGAUGUUGAGAAUCACAGUGCUGGGCAGACGCUUUCGUCUGCGGCCCAGUUUUCUGUGUGCAGGUGGCAUGGAGGGGAAGGACACUUGCAAGGGUGAUGGAGGAUCGCCGCUCUUUUGCACGAUGCCUAAUGAAACGAAUCGGUAUCGUCUUGUGGGCAUUGUGUCCUGGGGCAUCGACUGUGCCAAGCAAGAUGUGCCUGCAGUCUACGCCAAUGUUCCCUUCCUUCGCAACUGGAUCGACAACAAGAUUAAGACGUUGGGACUUCAGCUCGAAGGACCUUAGAGCUGCUUGUCUUUUGACUAAUACUAGAAAAUGCAUAUUCUCAAAUAAACAAUGUUGUUGUAGCUCAUUAAUAUUCACUUGAUAAAUUUUUAUUAA